Messenger RNA from Closterium sp. NIES-67, 2775 nucleotides. Lineage: Eukaryota; Viridiplantae; Streptophyta; Zygnematophyceae; Desmidiales; Closteriaceae. The record is from the annotation of a GenBank genome assembly.
UGAGUCGACUCAAAACACAACCAGGCUCGCUGUUUGUUCUCAUCGCUGCUCUUUCCGAUCCAAUAGGCGUUCAGGACGAGGACGAGCUUAGAGUGCGUCGAGCUUUAGAAUCGCGACGUGCUCUUUUUACGUUGAUUCGAGACCGUAAGUCGAGUCAAUUCCGAACCAGAAGUGCAUGGAGCGUACGCCAUGAACAUUCACGCGCUAUUUCACGUCGUUAGUGUUGCGUUACUGCUUCUACCUCGCUCACUGGCGGUAGGCGAUCAUCUAGACGGCGGGAGGUUGCACGCAGACGAAGGCCUCAAACGCGGCCAGGAGCUCUUCAAGCAAUGGGAGGAGGCGUACGGGCUGCAAAAAGAAUCCAUUCUGCCACCGGAAAAUAUCUCCCUGCCCGCUGACGUGGCAGCAGCUCCGCAUUUGGAGGCGUGCAGGGAGGUGUCCCAGCACAGGAGGGCAGCGGAGGAGCAGGGACCCAAUGGCGAGUCGCCUGAGUGGGCUCGACCUAAGGACUGCUGCGGCUGCAACCCACAACCACCAUGGAUCCGCGGUUCAGAUGCAGCGAAUCUGGGAAUGACACGUGUAGCCCAGAGGGACAUCUGGGAGCACCAGUUCCCGCCCAAUAAGUGCGAGGGGAGGAAGCUGCUCAUCGCACGCUGGUCCUACAUCGCCCAUGGGAUAGGGUCGCAGGUGCACAUAAUGACGGCCAUUCUCAGCCUGGCCAUGCGCCACAAUCGCAUCCUGGUGCCCAUGUAUCAGACGUUCGACCGCGCCAAGCACAGCGAGUGCAAUGCCACGGGAUCAUGGGGCACGUUCGACUGCUACUUCUUCCCUCUGGUCUCCCCAGACUGCGAGGCCAUUGCUCUCAAGGCGAACAGCAGCGGGGCUCUUCCCCCCUGCAGCACGCCUGAAACCAACGAGGAGGUGCUGGGGUCAGACCACCCCGUGGUGUGCUUCCACCACGAGCCCUUCAACGGGCUCAUGAACGAGGCCAGUGUUGUCAGCCGGUGGGGCACGGCGUACUUGGAGCGGCCCAACGUGGUUGAGCUGCAGGGGCAGGUGCAGCCUGACGACCCCAGGCUGCUCAAAGUGCACUGGUGGCGCGCCCAGGCACUGCGCUUCAUGCUGCGCUGGCCGUCGCCCUACCUGUGCCACCUCACCAACAAGAUUCGCCACGGGUCGUACGGGCUGCGAGUGGCCGCCCACACCAUGCAAGCCAGGGAGCGCAGCGCCGCCCUCCUCCGACUCUACAACCACCAACUCUCCUCCUCCCCGGCUGCUGCCACUGAUGCUGCUACUACUGCCGCUGAUGCUGCUAGUGAUGCUUCUGCUGCUGCUGCCACAGCUUCUACAUCAACAUCGUCGCCUCUUCGCCCCCUGAGUCUCAACCAUACCGACCCGUCUUUCCUUUCCUUCGCCGACCCUACCAUGCACGUCCGGGCCUGGCCCGGGCUCGGCAUCAGCAGCUGCUCAGGGUCGGCCAGCUCUCCCGGACCUGCACCCACCUUCCGAGCCUAUCUGACAAACCUAUACGACCAGGUCGGGAGGGAGGUGUACCUGCCUCGGCCGAUGGUGAGCCUGCACAUCCGGCAGGGCGACAAGGGCAGUGAGAUGAAGCUGAGCUCGUUCAACUCCUUCAUGUUCUACAUGCACCGCCUCAGGCUGCACGUGCCGGACAUUCGCUUUGUCUGGAUCAGCACCGAAAUGCAGUCUGUCAUCGACCAGUCAGCCCAGUUCAAGGAUUGGACCUUCUUCUACUCGCAGAACGAGCGCCAGGAGGGCGCCACUCGCCUAAUAGACUAUGAGAGGAAGUGCGGGCUGGCACAGUUGGUGGGGGUGAGCUUUGCGAACUUGCUCAUCUCAUCUGACUGCGACUACUAUGUGGGCGUGCUCGGGUCUAAUUGGAACCGCCUCAUCAAUGAGAUGCGGGCCACAAAUGGCAGGGUUUUUGCCGGGUACGUCACAAUCAACCUCGGGGAAUUCUAGUACCGUAUUCUCCCGGAUACAGUACCCGCCGGAAUUAAGCUCCCAUGGGUGGCUUGAGCGGGUAUGGGUGUUUAAUCAAACUGGAUCUAGUUACCACCCUACUUUUGGGGUUGAAAACAAUUGAACACACUCCCCCGAAACGGGGCACUACAUUCCAAUGAAUUUUCACUGGAAUUAGAGGUUAGCUAAACCUAAGCCUGCUUGGAUGUCCUAGAGCUAUAUAAGGGGACCACAAUACAAGCUACCACUACUCUAGCUCAUGCUGCUACUGCCUCUGCCACGUGCUCUAAUCGUCCUCGUCAUCAUCUUCAUCGUCGCCAGCAUGCCACUCCUCAACAUCACUCCCAUCUACCAGCUCAUCCCACCAGUGGCUGUUAUCAUCCUCUUCAGCAAUGCCUUCAGCCGGCCACUCCACACUGUCUUCAACUCGUGCUUCUGCUGCUGUCUCUGCCUCUGCUGUAGAGAGGUCGGCAUCCUCUGCUACUGCCGCUGCUGCUGCCACUUCAUCCAUGUCGCCAUCGGCUUCUGCUGCCGCCGCGGCAUCAUGCUCCUCGUCGACGUCGAUCGUGCGGUCAUACAUAAUUAUAUCACCGACCAGGCUCGGGAUGUACUGGCGCGCUAUAUCUAGCGUAAUCCUGCCGUAAUCCCUUAAAGCCAAUAGCCUCGCGUGGCUAUACGCAGGGUGAUUCUAUUUCUAGAAGGGUCUAUUUCCUUUGGAUAGGAUAAACCUGGUUACCUGAUGUACUUUGGAAGUAUAAAAGCAUCUUGUACUGAAUGAUAGUGCAACAUUGA